AUGCCCCUGGGUAUCUUGGAAGACUCCAAACUCGAGCACGUCCCGGGCACAGCUCCACUGAACGAGCUGGGACGCACCGACCUGGAGAUUGCAAACGACAUUGAUCCUCGGCUGCUCAAGCACGAUGCAUCGGGCCAGAUUGUCUUGAUUCCGCAGCCCUCGGACUCGCCAAAUGACCCGUAUAAUUGGCCAAAAUGGCAAAAGGAGAUGUUCACCGUCGUCAUCGCGUAUGGGUGCGGGUGUGUAGGCGCCGUCGGACCCCUUUUUACCUCGGCCUUUGUUCCCAUGUCCGAACAGUUUGGCGUUUCUUUGCAGAGAUUUACACUGGGCGCCAAUGGUUCCUGUACCGCUGCUAUUGCUGUUGGGAGCCUUUUCUGCAAUACUUUAGCAGUCAAGAUUGGGAAACGACCCAUCUAUAUUGCUACUACGCUUGGAAUGGCAGUGACGAGUUUCUGGGCUGCCGAGUCGACGACUCUUGGGUCGCUUAGCGCUGCCAGAGCUGUUCAGGGUAUCUGCAUGGCUCCUUUCGAAGCACUGAUCCCGUCCUCUGUUGGAGACAUAUGGCAUGUACACGAACGUGGAUUCCGAAUGGCAAUCUUCAAUCUCGGUGUCCUUGGUGGUAUUAACUUAGCUAGCCCCAUAGCUGGUCCGAUUAUUCAAUACGGCUCAUACAAAGCGUGCAUGCAUGCAAUGGGCGGUGCGUUCGUCCUGAUGCUAGUUCUCGUCAUCUUCUUCAUGCCGGAAUCGGCGUUCCACCGUGUGAAUGCUUUAAACAUCGACACGGGCGUCCACACCGUUGACAUGGAAAAGAAGGAAAAGGAAGAAGCCGUAGCGCACAUCGAAGACGACCAACAGCUCCAACACUCACCAUCAGAACCUCGCGACCCUUAUGUCAAGACUCUGAAGAUCUGGUCCGGCUACUGGGACCAAGUCUCCUUCUGGAGGACCUUGAUCCGCCCGUUUGUCGUCAUCGCUAGUCCCGCCGUUAUAUGGGCGACACUGCUCUUCACUAUCUGCAUCUCCUGGCUGGUCCUGAUAUCCAUUACGUUAUCGCAGAUUUUCUCGGGCCCGCCGUACAAUUUUUCCGUCAGCGAGGUGGGUGCCACAAACGUCUCGUCGUUUGUCGCGUCGCUGCUAGCCACCCUGAUAGCCGGGACAGUCGUUGACGGAGUAGCCAAAGUCAUGUCGAAGCACAACCACGGCAUUUUCGAACCAGAGUUCCGCCUCCCAGUCAUGGUCACGUAUCUUGUCUUCACCGCAACCGGCUUCUUCGCCUGGGGCCAGGCGCUGUACAAGGCGGAUCCCUGGCCCGUUCCCGUUGUCGUAUGCCUGGGCAUCAUCAAUUUUGGCGUCCAGCUCGGCACCACCGGCGUCGUGACCUACGUGAGCGACUGCCACCGCGAGCAGUCCGCCGAAGCCUUUGCCAUUAUGAACUUCCUCAAGAACUUUUUUGCGUUCGGUCUCACGUUUUACUCAAACGACUGGAUUGCUACGCAGGGCGUAAGAAACACUUUUUAUGUUAUUGGAGGCAUCACCAUUGCGGUUACGCUGACGACGAUUCCCAUGUAUAUUUAUGGGAAGCGCGCGCGCAGCUGGGUCGCGAGGUCCGGGGUGCUGGAUAGCGUUUUGGCGCGUAAGUAGUGUGCAAUUAUCGACAUGGGGGGUGGUUGUCUUGCUCGGUAACUGGUAAUGUGUUGGUGUUUCGAUGUGAUAACGAGAUGCAUCUUGAGUUAUU
Messenger RNA from Exserohilum turcica Et28A, 1735 nucleotides. RefSeq lists its product as uncharacterized. The transcript has 8 exons. Bases 1 to 1641 code for a protein of 546 amino acids. The record is from RefSeq and is a predicted model, not a curated record. Gene Ontology annotation, biological process: transmembrane transport. Gene Ontology annotation, molecular function: transmembrane transporter activity. Lineage: Eukaryota; Fungi; Ascomycota; Dothideomycetes; Pleosporales; Pleosporaceae.